CCUAUAGGAUAUGCUUUCCUACAUCAAUCAAAACGGGCCGUUUACAGAAGGCAUCUUCAGAAAAUCAGGCAAUAUACAAUCACGCAGGGCCCUAAAGGAGAAACUAAACUCUGGGGACAAAGUGAACUUGGAUGAUGAAUCCAUUCUUGUGGUAGCAUCCACCUUAAAGGAUUUUCUUCAAAAUAUUCCAGGAAGCAUAUUUUCAGCCACUCUCUAUGAUAAAUGGCUUGAUGUUAUUGAUCAAGGGAAUGAGGAGGAGAAAAUAACUGCGACCCAGAGGCUUCUAGACCAGCUGCCAAGAGCCAAUGUAGUUUUUCUGCGAUACCUUUUUGGAGUGUUACACAACAUUGAGCAACAUUCCUCAUCCAAUCAGAUGACAGCUUAUAUUUUAUCAGUGUGUAUGACCACAAGCAUUCUUGGUCUGCUUAAUUCUGGCAGCACAGCAUUCGAAAACUUCACCAAGAAGAUUUCUUUCAUACAAUUUCUCAUUGAAAACUGUCUCAAGAUAUUUGGAGAAGAUAUCACGUCUCUCUUUGGACCGAAGUCAGUGAGUUGUGAUAACAGUGAUAGCACUGACAUCACUGAUAACAGUGAGAAGGUUGCAGACAAGAAGACAGUUAGCAAGAGUUCUGUCAAAACCUGGGCCUUUUGGUGUAGCUCCAGGACUCGCGAGGACAACCAACACCCACCUCUACCACCCACAAAGCCAAAACAGCUCUUUGGAGCUCCUCUUGAGGAUGUAUGUGAUAACGACAGCCUGCCCACCCCAAUUCUGGUAGGUCUUAUUUUGGUUUUCUGUAACCCUCCUGAGGAGGGGAGUUCUGAGAGAUCAAGUGUUCUCUUCCAAAUCUACCCCCAAAUGAAGAAGUCUGGCUUUGUCUGAUAAGUUUCAUAAUAUUACUUCAAAGAAUAAGGUCUGAUUUAGGUACUGCAGAGUUACAAGGCAAAUACCAGAUGAAAAGGUACUCUCAUCCAUUCCACUGAUUUCAACAAAGACCCACCUAUACUGGCUCAGGCCAGUUAAAAUGGACUCUGUAAGGUAAGGGAGUCAGAGAAGGCGAGGUUGGGAGAAAGCAUGAGACCAGCACUUGACAGGAAC
This is a messenger RNA of Cervus elaphus (red deer), 1099 nucleotides long. Its product is annotated as rho GTPase-activating protein 20-like. The record is from RefSeq and is a predicted model, not a curated record. Bases 11 to 883 code for a protein of 290 amino acids. Gene Ontology annotation, molecular function: GTPase activator activity. Gene Ontology annotation, biological process: regulation of Rho protein signal transduction; signal transduction. The transcript has 5 exons. NCBI's taxonomy places the organism in Eukaryota, Metazoa, Chordata, Mammalia, Artiodactyla, Cervidae.